Racocetra persica is the source of this 161-nucleotide messenger RNA. The record is from the annotation of a GenBank genome assembly. Lineage: Eukaryota; Fungi; Glomeromycota; Glomeromycetes; Diversisporales; Gigasporaceae.
CAAACGAAAUCAAUCAUUAUCACCCCAACCAAAAGGGUCAUGGGCCAGAUUAUGGGCAAGAUCAUGUGACAAUGAUCAUCAAACCUCUAAUCAGAGUCAACCACAGAAUAAUCAACCACAUAAUGAUCAGACCAAAUCAUAUAAUGAUCAUCAUGAUCAUA